Molecule: messenger RNA, 1135 nt
Organism: Lepus europaeus (European hare)
Lineage: Eukaryota; Metazoa; Chordata; Mammalia; Lagomorpha; Leporidae
Gene: ECHS1
Product: enoyl-CoA hydratase, short chain 1
Exons: 8
Coding region: 24-896 (290 amino acids)
Biological process (GO): fatty acid beta-oxidation
Cellular component (GO): mitochondrion
Molecular function (GO): enoyl-CoA hydratase activity
Source: RefSeq, a predicted model, not a curated record
GGGGCCAGUCGUCCGAAAGUGCCAUGGCCGCCCUGCGCGCACUGCUGCCCGCUGUCCGUCACCCGCUGCGCGUCCUGGCCCGCAGCCCCGCGCUGCGCGCCUUCGCCUCGGGUGCCAAGUUUGAGUACAUCAUCACCGACAAGAGGGGCCGGGGCGGCAGCGUGGGGCUGAUCCAGCUGAACCGCCCCAAGGCACUGAACGCCCUGUGCAAUGGCCUCAUUGAAGAGCUGAACCAGGCGCUGGGGGCCUUUGAAGAGGACCCAGCCGUGGGGGCCAUCGUGCUGACGGGCGGGGACAAGGCGUUUGCAGCCGGAGCCGACAUCAAGGAGAUGCAGAACCACACUUUCCAGGACUGCUACUCCAGCGGGUUCCUGAGCCACUGGGACCAGCUCACCAGGGUCAAGAAGCCGGUCAUCGCUGCCGUCAAUGGCUACGCCCUCGGUGGGGGCUGUGAGCUCGCCAUGAUGUGCGACGUCAUCUAUGCCGGCGAGAAGGCCCAGUUUGGACAGCCAGAGAUUCUGCUGGGCACCAUCCCAGGUGCAGGGGGCACCCAGAGACUCACCCGCGCCGUGGGGAAGUCGCUGGCAAUGGAAAUGGUGCUCACAGGUGACCGGAUCUCAGCCCAGGAAGCCAAGCAGGCAGGUCUCGUGAGCAAGGUUUUCCCUGUCGAGACGCUGGUGGAAGAAGCCAUCCGGUGUGCCGAGAAAAUUGCCAGCAAUUCUAAAAUUAUAACAGCCAUAGCCAAAGAGUCGGUGAACGCAGCAUUUGAGAUGACGCUGACAGAAGGAAAUAAGCUGGAGAAGAAGCUCUUCUACUCCACUUUUGCCACUGAUGACCGGAAGGAAGGGAUGACCGCCUUUGUGGAGAAGAGAAAGGCCAACUUCAGAGACCAGUGAGGCCGGGCGGGGCCUGGGAAGGGCAGCGGGGGUGAGCCCGAGGCCACCAGUGUCAGUGAUCCCACUGAGCCCUCGGCACACUCAAGUCCUCGCCUCACGUGGAGACACGUCUGCUUGCCGUGCCGUGGGAGGUGGGCGCCCACCAGGCUGCUGGGCCACUCCCGUCCACUGGCUGUACACGCUCUGCUGAUUAAAGCGAUGGCUCAGACGGGGUGUCCCCCUGUCUAGAGGUAGAGUCA